Messenger RNA from Sabethes cyaneus, 321 nucleotides. Its product is annotated as vitelline membrane protein 15a-1-like. Bases 1 to 321 code for a protein of 106 amino acids. NCBI's taxonomy places the organism in Eukaryota, Metazoa, Arthropoda, Insecta, Diptera, Culicidae. The record is from RefSeq and is a predicted model, not a curated record. The transcript has a single exon.
AUGUACAAGUUAGUCGUUCUUGCAGCGCUGGCAGCCGUCGUCGCCGCCGAUUACGCACCACCGAAGUACGAAGCACCGAAGUAUCACGCUCCGGCUCACCAUGCUCCAGCCCCUCACUACGCACCGCCAGCCCAUCACGCAGCACCGGUUAAGUGCGGCGCUAACCUGCUAGUCGGAUGCGCCCCGAGCGUAGCGCACGUGCCGUGCGUCCCAUCGCACGGAGGAUACGGUGGACACGGUGGCGGACACGGACACGGAUACGGCCCCGUUGGUAGCCCACACCGAAGUGCCGACUCCGAGGCAUUCGAAUCCUUUGAGUAA